Molecule: messenger RNA, 4936 nt
Organism: Lutra lutra (Eurasian river otter)
Lineage: Eukaryota; Metazoa; Chordata; Mammalia; Carnivora; Mustelidae
Gene: MAVS
Product: mitochondrial antiviral signaling protein
Exons: 7
Coding region: 2763-4337 (524 amino acids)
Source: RefSeq, a predicted model, not a curated record
CGGGCCCUCUGUCCCGUCGGCUCAGGGCACGCGGAUCCCGUUCGGGGAGGUGGCCAGCGGCGUCAAGAGCCGAGUGGGACUCGGGAGUCCGCCGGGGCGCACGGGGGUCAGGGACGCCACUGGGUGCGCGGGGCUGGGGAAGAGCCCACGAGCAGUUCGCCGCAGCGAGGGCUCCACGAGCCUCAGCCAGCCCCGGGGGUGGCGCGGGGUGUCUGCCCGGACUGGAGGGGAAGUUGGGCGGGAAGAAGGCAGGCGCCGGCUGCGGAGCUCCUGCAGCCUCUCGGCAGGCCGAGGGUGACUCCGGGGCGAGGCCUGGCCCGGGCGCGCCAACCUCCCGGAGCCGCGGCCGCUCCUACAAGUCCCGGACCGCAGUCCUCCCCGGGGCCAUGACAGUUCUCCGGGGUGACAACUGCUCCCUCCCUCAGCGAGCCUGGUCCCGGUCCCAUCCAGCAAUCGGAGCCCAGUUGGUGAGGCCUCGCCCCUCUCGGCUGGUGGUUAUUUCUUUCCGGGACGCUCUCAGAGCCUCCGGGGCAUUCGGGUAGACAGCUCUCCUCGCAGCGUGGGUCCGCGCUUCUCUCAGACCGAAAGGAGGUGCUGGGAAAACAAAAACAAAAACAAAUUAAAAAAAAAAAAAAACAAAAAAACCCGACGUUCUCCUGUGCAUGCUGAGGCGUCUCAAAAACUUUUGGAAGUACAGUCAACAACCUGAGAACUGUGACUGCCAUAGAGGGAUGCACUCGGGCUUGUCUGAAGGAUUUACAGUUCUUUCAAGAGAAGGGACUAAAUGUUUCAGCCUCCCAGGCACACCCUUAUCCAGCAACUCCCCUCACCUAAGCCGUGCCCUUGAUCCCUCUGGGGCUGUGAGCCUCAUUUGCUGCAGCGGGGCCUAUAUUCUGCAAGGCGUUAUGGUGAGCUGCAAAGAGGCAGCAAGUCCUGGGUUCAAAUCCUGACAGGGCCACUGGUCUGCUUGUGCAACCUGGCAUCAUUUCUCCUCUCCUAAAUGAAAGAAACUUAGGAUGGGCUCGCCUCUAGUGGAACGGUGAAUAAAUGUGAACAAAUAUGGACUUCCUUUCUUUUUGGUUGGAGCAUGCUAUACUUCAUACUCCCCACCCACCCUACCCCCCUUUUUAAAAGAUUUUAUUUAUUUGUCAGAGGGAGCGAGCAGGGGGAGCGGCAGGCCGAGGGAGAACUGGCCGAGCACGGAGCCUGAUUCCAGACUCGAUCCCAGGACUCUGGGAUCAUGAGCUGAGUUGAAGGGAGAUGCUUCACCCACUGAGCCACCCAUGAGUCCCCAUACUUCCCAAGCUCUUAAUGCCUAAGGGCUGAGGCUCAGAUGCAGAAGAAUGUAUUACUUGACUCUCUUCUGGUACCUCUCUGGAUGCCAUGGAAAAGAAGGAGAAAGGGUCAUUUAGCCACCUUAGAGUUGUUCUUUGCUCAUCUCCUGAAGGCUCAGAGGAGCCCCCUCCCCCCAUUCUCCUUGAUCCUCUUGACCUCUGUCAUUAACACAUGACCGGCUGGAAUGUCGCCCCUGGUGGCUAACCAAGCAAGGCAUGUAACAUGAGGCUAUGAGGCCUAGAGCCCCACCCACGCCAGGCACCUAUGUUUUUGCUCCAGCCUGACCCUCCGUCUCCUGACCCCUUCCUUCCCACAAAACCUACUUGGACAUGUUACAGCAUCUUAGGCUUCACUUGUUCAAAAUGGAGCUUUGGAGACCUCUCUGUACCACAGCUUCUCCACCAGAUUCUCUGGCCUGCCUGAAUGGCACCCUCCAUCCACCAACACCUGAGCAUCCUUGAUUCUUCUCUCUUCCUCACUUCCCACAUCCACAGCACACCAGGAACCCAAGCACCUCUCAACCUCCGAGGGCAGCAUUCCUGCCAUCCCCAUCCUGCGGCCCCUUCCUUUAGCCUCCUAAUUUGUCUCCCUGCUUCCAUUCUGGCCCCUCCACAGUCCAGGUUUUUCACAACUACCAGGGAGGUCUUUAACAAAAGUUCAGGCCUCUCCCUUCCCUGCUCAGAACCCCCUGAUGGCCUCCCAUCUCACUCCAAAACACCCCCCCAAAACAACCCCCAAAGUCCUUUCCUGCAACACCCCACAUGAGCCACCUCUCCUAACCUCCUUGAUCUUGUGCAACCUGGCAUCAUUUCUCCUCUCCUAAAUGAAAGAAACUUAGGAUGGGCCCGCCUCUAGUGGAACGGUGAAUAAAUGUGAACAAAUAUGGACUUCCUUUCUUUUUGGUUUCUUGAUCUCUGCCCCUCCCCCUAGCUUUCUAAACCUGGACCCCCCAGACCUGUUUUCUGUUCUUCAAACAUGCCAAGCUCAUUUACGCCUUAGGACUUCUAAUUUGCUGUGCUGCCCUCCAACCCCCACCUCCAGCGCUGAUCUUGUUACAGCCCAGAAGGCCUCAGCUCAAAUGUCAGGGAUUCAGAAAGACUUCCCUGAUCACCUCCAUCCAUGCAACAUACCUUUCUCCAGGGGUUCUGUCUCAUUACCCUGCUUUAUUUUCUUAUGAUUAAUGUCUGAAAAUCUUAUUUAUGUAUAUGUUUACUGAUUUGUUAUCUGUCCCACCCCAAUAGAAUAUAAAUUGGAUGAUGGCAGAGAUCUUGUCCCUCUUAUUCCCUGCAGCUCUCCCUGAGGGGGGAGGCAGGUAAGAAACUGGCAGACAACCCCAUCUAUAAUUGCAAAUUGUGCCUUUCUACCCGCCCUCUCCAUCUGUCCUUUUAUGGGCCAGAACCCUCCGUCACUUCAGAACCUAGACAGCGAUGACGUUUGCCGAGGAAAAGACUUACGAGUAUAUCCGCCACCAUUACAGCAAUUUUGUUGACCGCAUUCAUGUUCUGGAGAUACUGCCUUACCUGUCCUGCCUCACCACAAGUGACCAGGACCGACUGCGGGCCUCUUGCCAGCUCUCUGGGAACCAGGGCACCCUCUGGGAGCUCUUCAACAGCCUUCGGCGGCGGAUCGGCUGGGUGGAGUCCCUCAUCAGUGCACUGAGGGCCUGUGAGCUGGUGGAUCUUGCUGACGAAGUGGCUCGCAUCUACCACAGCAACCUGCCCGGGGUCCGGAACCGGCCUCCAGCCCCAGUGGAGCCACAGUUAGUUCCUGCUGAGGUUCCACGGUCCUCUAGACCUGCUGUGGCCCCCAGUGCCCCCCACAAUGGCUACAGAGAGGAGGAGCCAAGUUUCCCCUUGUCAGUCCAGGACACCCAGCCACCAGAGUCCCCGGAAGAGAGUUCAAAGAAGGUCCCACAGAUGCCCCAUUCUGGGGCUGUCCUGAGGAGGCCAGCUGGCCCCCUGGAAUCGUCCUCUGACAUGGCGGCCUUUAGCCCUCUGACCUCCAGUGGACAUGAAGAGCAGGACACAGAACUAGGCGGUGCCCACACACCAGGCACGGCCUCCAGGCUCCCCUCAUCCCGUGGGCCUGUGUCUCCAUCUGUCUCCUUCCAGCCCCUGACUCGUUCCACCCACAGGGCGAGCCGUUUGCCUGCACCCUCCGUGUCAGUACCAUCUGCUGGCACCUCCUCCUCGUCCACGGGCUUGGCCUGUGCCGGGGGUGCUGGUGACCACCGUGAGGCCGGCGUCUGCUCCGCGGGGGCUGGGGUGUCCACAAGCUCGCUGACCAGCAGCACUGCAUCCUUCAGGGUUCCUGCCAGCUCAGCACUUGACAGAACAGUGCCUUCCAAGUUGCCUGCCAGCUCAAAACCCUCAGGGACAGUAGCCACUAAUGUGCUCACAAGUCUGCCACCAUCCAAACUACCCAUCAACUCAGUGCGUGCUGGCACAGCAGCACCCAGAGUGCCCACAGGCUUGGUGCCCGAGCCCAGGAUGUCCAUGAGCAUGGUGCCCAGCAAGGUGCCCGCCAGCACUGUGCCCACCAUCAGGAGCCACACACCCUCAGGGGAGACUGCAGGAGCUCCAGGGCCCACCAUCUCCACCAGAGACAGCUUGCCUGAGCCAAACCCCAGCUCUUCCGGCUGGGAGUCCGAGUUGGAGCUGAGCAAGCCAGGCUGUCUGGCCUCCCGGGUGGUCAGUGAGCCGUUCUCGGGCUGCUCUGCGGACCUGGCCCUCAGCUACAGCACGUCCUUGGACGCGGGGCCUGACAAUGCCCCAGAGGAGAACGAGUACCAGUCGGUGGAUUCCAUUAGGAUCCAAGUGACCCAGGACCCCAGCGUCGACCUGUUGGAGGGUAAUCCUGGGCCGCGUGCCACCCCGGAGCCCCUGGAGGAGGAGGAUUACAUCCAGGUCAGCGCCUGGGCUCCGUGGCUCAGGGCAGCUGCUACUGGGGUAUUCCUGGCCUUGUUCCUGACAGUGGUCUACAGGCGGCGCCUGCUCCAGUGAAGCCCCUGGGCCCUCUGUGCUAGGAAUCUGCUCCCUUUUCCAGAGGACAUCCAGCCCAAGCACGGACUGUGCUGUCUUCCUGCCUUGUCCCUUUUGUGGGGCUGGUGGAGCCUGGGUCAGAGGGGAGCCAGGGGGCCUCAGGCCACAUUUCUGUCCCAGCUCAUGCCCUCUCCAUGUGCUACAGACCUUGCCUACCCUGCAAUCUGGAUUAUUACCUUCAUUCUCUGAAGGAGGUGAGGUACGCCCAUCUAGGCUGUAUACCCAUUUGUCUGAGUCCACAGAUUAGGAGGUACCACUGGUUGGCAAUGCCCCCCAUCCUGCCCCUGUGCUGGGUGGCUAGCAGAUGUGCAGCAGCGGCGGUGGGGCAGGGCAGACCUCCACAGGACCUUGCUCUAGACCCCAAAAGCCCAGCCAUUGCUCCAGGAGCAUCAGGGUGGUCCAUCUCCAGGGACAUGGCUGCUUGUGGUCCCUCAAGAGGUGGAGGAGGUCCAGACAUUCUCCUGGACCCUGGGGAAUGUAAGCUGCUCGGCUAAGAACUGCCUCUGAAGCCUCUCUCCAGCCUCCUCACCCCCCUCUUCCUUUCCUUCCCUUCUGGUCUC